This is a messenger RNA of Aureobasidium namibiae CBS 147.97, 1242 nucleotides long. Its product is annotated as Pkinase-domain-containing protein. Lineage: Eukaryota; Fungi; Ascomycota; Dothideomycetes; Dothideales; Saccotheciaceae. The transcript has a single exon. Gene Ontology annotation, molecular function: ATP binding; protein serine/threonine kinase activity. Bases 1 to 1242 code for a protein of 413 amino acids. The record is from RefSeq and is a predicted model, not a curated record. Gene Ontology annotation, biological process: autophagy; peptidyl-serine phosphorylation. Gene Ontology annotation, cellular component: cytoplasm.
AUGAUUCCCACACCUCCUCCUUCUCCCAGGUCGUGUGGUGCUUGCCCUCCUGAGGACCGCCUAGGCCAAGUUCUUGCCGGAUGCAUUCAGUUGACCGAAGUCCUUGGUGUCGGUGCCUACGGAGUUGUCUACCGGGCGUUCGAUAUGCGCACGGGAGUUCAGUAUGCCGUAAAGGCAUUGAACAAGAUUGGCCUUGAACCCAGGCAAAGGACCUUCCAGGAGAGAGAGAUUCAGCUGCACCACCAAGUUAGUCAACAUCCCAAUGUAGUCUCUCUGGUCAAGGUAUUGGAUUCCGUCGAUUGCACUUUCGUUGUCAUGGAAUUCUGCCCCGAAGGCGAUCUCUUUUCAAGAAUCACCGAGCAAGGUUUCUACAUUGGCCAGGAUGCCUUGGCCAAGAAUGCUUUCCUUCAGAUUCUUGAGGCUGUUGAGUUUUGCCAUUCCGUUGGUAUUUACCACAGGGAUCUCAAGCCCGAGAACAUCCUGGUCUCCUCGGAUGGUAUCACUUUGAAGCUUGCCGACUUUGGUCUUGCCACCCAGGACUACUACACUUCGGACUUUGGCUGUGGAUCCACCUUCUACAUGUCUCCCGAGUGCCAGCAAUCCAACUCGCGCCCCAAUGCCUGCUACGCCUCUGCGGCCAACGAUGUGUGGUCGCUUGGUGUCAUCCUGGUCAACUUGACAUGUGGCCGUAACCCCUGGAAGCGGGCUUCCAUGGACGAUUCUACUUUCCGUGCCUACAUGAAGGAUCGCAGCUUUCUCAAAUCCAUUCUCCCCCUUUCGGACGAUCUCGAUCACAUUCUGAGUAGAGUGUUUGAUUUGAACCCUGCCCAAAGGAUGACACUCCAUGAACUGAAGCAGGCUAUUCUCCAUUGCCCAAAGCUGAUCAGCGAGCCCGCUGCUUCCAUGCCCAUCCCCUCGCCAACCUACAAUGCUGCGGAUGCCGCAAGAGACGCCGCCUUCCUCGCAUCUGAUCACCUUAUGGAACCGAUCCCUCACAUGUCUCAAUCGCCUGCGUCCAACCUUCAGUACUCUCAAGUUCCACCGGCCGUGUCACACUUCGAGCAACUCCCCGCUUCCAGAAGCCCACCCAUGCCUUCUCCAGAGCCUCAGAAGGCCAACGGUCCCUUCGCCUUCUUCACCAAUGGUCAAUGCACCCCUCACGCAUACAUCGCACCAUGGUACAGCCAGUUCAUGGCAACGCUUCCAAAGCACGCUUCUAUUUUCCCGACGCGUGUUUUCUAA